AUGGCCCCAAAGAAUAUCCUCCUCAUGAUCGCCGAUGAUCUUGGUUAUCAUCAAAUGAGCUGCUACGGCAGCAGUACGAUUCGAACACCCAAUCUAGACAAAUUCGCAUCAUCUGGAGUUAAAUUCGACAUGGCAUUUACCAGCACUGCGUCCUGUAGUGGGAGCCGGACAGUAAUCCAAACUGGGUUGCACACGCACCAAAACGGAUCCUACGGUCUGGUUGGCGAAGGCAACGGUUUCCAGACAUCUCCCAAUAUUGAGACAGCUCCCGAAAUCUUCAAUGAGCUCGGUUACAAAACUGGUAUCCUGGGAAAAGUUCACGUUGCGCCCGAGAGCAAGUAUCCGUGGCAGGUCAGGGAAGAAAGCGAGUCAAGAAACGUGGCUAUGAUUGCAGAUCGCGCAGAAGCGUUCUUUAACUCUUCGAAAGAAGAGAACAAAUCUUUCUAUCUCACGAUUGGCUUCGUUGACCCUCAUCGCCAACUCGGGAUAAGAGGCGGAUUUGGCAAUGUGGAAGGAAACCACGAUCCCAGAAUUAAAGACCGUAUCUUCAAACCCGAGGAUGUUGAGAUUCCACCUUUCCUCAGCGAUCUGCCGGAAGUGCGACAAGAGCUCGCUGAAUACUACCGUUCAAUCCACCGCAUGGACCAGGGCGUUGAAAUGAUCCUCGCAGCUCUCGAUCGCUGUAGUCUUACAAGCGAUACACUAGUGUUAUUCCUGAGCGACAACGGACCGCCCUUCAUAAACUCAAAAACCACUCUCUACGAUGCCGGGAUCCGUCUCCCAUUCCUCAUACGCGUCCCUGGUCAAGCAUCCAACACCGUAAACCCAAACCUAAUAUCUUACACGGACAUCCUUCCCACCUUCAUCGACUGGGCCGGCCACUCCUCGCGUUCUCAAAAACCCGGUACAGCACAUCCUCGUCUUGGACGCUCCAUCUUGCCAAUCCUCAUCAGCAUCCAAGAAAAUCCAAACUGGAGCAGCGUAUUUGGCUCGCACACUUUCCACGAGAUCACCAAUUACUGGCCUACGCGAUACAUAAGAACCCGUCGCUUCAAAUACCACCGAAACGUUUGCUGGCGUCUUGACUUCCCCUUCGCCAUGGAUCUGUAUGCUUCCUUAUCCUUUGAAAGUAUCCGCAACGCACCCAAUCCCACAAUCGGCCAGCGGCCUCUCAGCAACUACAUCUUCCGUCCUGCGGAGGAGUUAUACGAUCUCGCCCGAGAUCCCGCGGAGGUAAGGAAUAUCGCUGGGCUGAAAGAGUAUGAGAGUGUGUUGAGGGAUAUGCGGGCGCAACUGGAGAAGUGGCAAGAGGAAACGGGGGACUUGUGGCUUUGGAGGGAUGGGACGAGCAUCAUAAGGUAUAAGCAGCAUGGGUAUGGGAGGGAGGGGUUGAGGAUCCCAGAUCGGUUCGAUUUCGAGGUGGAGAGGCCGGGGAAUAGGGCUGGGCCGGCGGUGAAGUUGUAG
Lindgomyces ingoldianus is the source of this 1464-nucleotide messenger RNA. RefSeq names its product alkaline phosphatase-like protein. The coding region runs from base 1 to 1464 and encodes 487 amino acids. The record is from RefSeq and is a predicted model, not a curated record. NCBI's taxonomy places the organism in Eukaryota, Fungi, Ascomycota, Dothideomycetes, Pleosporales, Lindgomycetaceae. The transcript has a single exon. Gene Ontology annotation, molecular function: arylsulfatase activity.